CUUAAAAUGGAAGAUACCAAAAACAUUAAACACAAGAGGAAGCCUCCUAAGACAAAUAUGGAGAGAUCAAAACAGCACAGAAUCAGGAAGAAGAAGUUUAUCGAAGAAAUGGAGCAAGAAUGUAAAAUUCUCAGAGAAAGAGUCAGGAGUUUAGAGAAGGAGAACCACCAACUCAAAGAGCAACUUGCAAAUCUUUCCUCGACUGGAGGUUUAUCUUCAGCAAACAAGUUUGAACAUUCUUUGCAUCAGUAUGAAGACUAUGUGUACAAUAACUUAGGAAAGAAGAUUCUUGAUGAUCCAGCUCAGGUUAAAUACAGCACUCUCGAGCAUGCAGUUGAACAUAUCCAAGAGUGGAGUGAUGAUAGAAUCGACUAUAUCAAGACUUUAUUCAACAAAAUCUUAGACAACAUGGUCUCACAUGGCGCAAAGUGAUUUUUCCUGUAAAAUCAUAUGUUUUCUAUCAAAUAAAUGGAAUGGAGCUAAUGGACCAAAGAAGAGAGGGAAGAAAUAUUUUGCAAAAACUUCAGAUGCUGCCACCAUCAAAUAACUCUUCACAGACUUCUCUUAACCCCACAAGCUACCAAAAUAUUCACCACCUUCAGUAAGCCCAUAACUCAUACCACAAACACCUCACCAAAAUAUAACCCCCAACCUCACCCAUAAACCCCAAUCCCUCACAAACUCCACACCAAACUCCACCAGCUCUAACUAAUAUCCCCUUCCUCCCCACCCAAGUUCCAGCACAUACACCCUCUUUACAAGAAGUAUGCCUCCCUCAACCACUAUGAGCUGCUACACAAAAGGUUGAAAACACUGGGAUUUUAUAGUGGGAAGUGUAGUUGUGACUAGGAUUUUAGAAUAACAAAUCAUAAGAUUUAUGGUAUCUCACAAAAGAAUUACAAGGAAGAAAAGUAUGGAUAUG
Molecule: messenger RNA, 922 nt
Organism: Moneuplotes crassus
Lineage: Eukaryota; Ciliophora; Spirotrichea; Euplotida; Euplotidae
Source: the annotation of a GenBank genome assembly